CUUUGGUUCUUUAGAGGGUUUUGAUCCAAAGUUGCUUUUCUCAUACCAAAAUAUCUUUGCUUUUUUCUCAUUCUCGAUCAAAGAGAACCAUGUCGAGAACCGCUGGCCUUGUGAUUUCCUGUACAGCGGCGGUUGCGUGGGAGGCUGGGAGGCCUCUGGUGAUGGAGCGUGUGGAGGUUGCGCCACCACAAGCCAUGGAAGUUAGAAUCAAAGUCAAAUACACUUCACUUUGUCACACUGAUCUUUACUUCUGGGAAGCCAAGGGCCAAACAUCACUGUUCCCUCGCAUAUUUGGUCAUGAAGCAGCUGGAAUUGUGGAGAGCGUUGGGGAAGGGGUGAGGAACCUAAAGAUAGGAGAUCACGUUCUUCCAGUCUUCACAGGAGAAUGUGGGGAAUGUGGGCACUGCAAAUCUGAGGAAAGCAACAUGUGUGACCUACUCAGAAUCAACACAGACAGAGGAGUCAUGCUUAGUGAUGGAAAAUCCAGAUUUUCCAUUAAUGGCACUCCUAUAAGUCACUUUCUGGGCACAUCAACUUUCAGUGAAUACACUGUUGUCCAUGCUGGUUGUCUAGCCAAGAUCAACCCUUUGGCACCUUUAGACAAAGUAUGUAUUCUCAGCUGUGGCAUCUCAACAGGAUUGGGUGCAACUCUGAAUGUGGCAAAACCAAAGAAGGGAUCCACAGUUGCUGUGUUUGGACUAGGAGCUGUUGGCUUGGCUGCUGCUGAGGGAGCAAGAAUUGCUGGGGCAUCAAGGAUUAUAGGGAUUGACUCGAACCCUUCAAGGUUUGAAGAAGCCAGAAAAUUUGGUAUACAUGAGUUUGUGAAUCCCAAUAACCAAGACAGACCAGUACAAGAGUUCAUUGCAGAGAUAACUAAUGGUGGAGUUGACAGGAGCAUAGAGUGUACUGGCAGCGUUAAUGCUAUGAUCUCUGCUUUUGAAUGUGUUCAUGAUGGAUGGGGUCUGGCUGUGCUUGUGGGAGUGCCCCACAAGGAUGAAAUGUUCAUGACCAAACCCAUUAAUGUUCUCAAUGGAAGAACACUCAAAGGAACUUUCUUUGGGAACUACAAACCUCGCUCUGAUCUUCCCUCAGUUGUGGAAAUGUACAUGAACAAGAAACUGCAAGUGGAAAAGUUCAUAACCCAUCGAUUACCUUUCUCAGAGAUCAACAAGGCUUUCGAGUACAUGCUGAAAGGGGAAGGACUGAGGUGUAUUAUUAAUAUGGAAGAGUGAAUCGAAGUUGAACCAAGAAAGUAUGAGUUUAGUGCAAUUAUUUUCUUGCCUAGAAAGACAUGGAAUAAGAAGCCUCUUGUUUAGCUUGUAAUGAAAAUAAUUUUAAUAAAAGUUCAAUUCCUAAUGCUUACUUUACUGCUA
Molecule: messenger RNA, 1373 nt
Organism: Humulus lupulus (European hop)
Lineage: Eukaryota; Viridiplantae; Streptophyta; Magnoliopsida; Rosales; Cannabaceae
Product: alcohol dehydrogenase-like
Exons: 10
Coding region: 90-1232 (380 amino acids)
Biological process (GO): formaldehyde catabolic process
Cellular component (GO): cytosol
Molecular function (GO): S-(hydroxymethyl)glutathione dehydrogenase [NAD(P)+] activity; zinc ion binding
Source: RefSeq, a predicted model, not a curated record